Molecule: messenger RNA, 675 nt
Organism: Acanthosepion pharaonis
Lineage: Eukaryota; Metazoa; Mollusca; Cephalopoda; Sepiida; Sepiidae
Source: the annotation of a GenBank genome assembly
AUGGAAGUUUGGCCCUCACAAAAACGAAGCAUUGACAUACCGUUACUGGUGGCCUCGGCCGCUUAUUUAUCAAUAAAUAUCUUCACAUGUUCCUCUACUCAUAACUUGAUGCAAGUCAUUCUUUCUCUCUUUCUUUCUUUCUUUCUUUCUUUCUUUCUUUCUUUCUUUCUUUCUUGUCAUGUAUCUUUUAUGAAUUCGUUCCAGCAAAUUUCUUCAAUUCAAUUUAUUUUUUAUAAUAUUAAUGUUUUGCCCCCAUUUAUCUGCAUUCUUUCUUUCUUUCUUUCUUUUUCUUUCUUUCUUUUCUUUUUCUUUCAGUCUUUUCUUUUUUCUCUCCAUUUCUUUCUUUUUUUCAUUCUUUACUUUUUUUCUCUGUCUCUCUUUCUUGAUUUGUCACGUGUCUUUUAUGAAUUCAUACCAUCGAACUUCUUUAUUUCAAUUUAUUUUUUUAUCUUUCUUUCUUUCUUUCUUUCUUUCUUUCUUUCUUUCGUUCGUUCGUUCGUUCGUUCGUUCUCUCUUUCUUUCGUUUUCACUUUCUUUCUUUUCUUUUUGCGUUCGUUCGUUCGUUCUUUCUAUCUAUCUUUCUUUCUUUCCAUUCUCUUUUUCUUUCUUUCUUUUUUUCUUUCUUUCUUUCUUUCUUUCUUUCUUUACUCUUUGGGUCCCAUUACUUUUCUCUAA